Molecule: messenger RNA, 1094 nt
Organism: Nicotiana tabacum (common tobacco)
Lineage: Eukaryota; Viridiplantae; Streptophyta; Magnoliopsida; Solanales; Solanaceae
Product: protein GID8 homolog
Molecular function (GO): protein binding
Source: RefSeq, a predicted model, not a curated record
UCCAAUUCAGUUCUUCCCCAAUUCAUAUCAAGGUGAAGUGUUUAUAUGGGCAUGAAGGUGCAUUGUUGAAAACUGAUGUCAUUGUUCUGGAUUGUCAUUCGCCAAUUAGCUUAUUUUGAAGAAGCGAUGGCCACGUCAAAGAAAGUAAUCACCAGAGAAGAUUGGGAGAAAAGGCUCAAUGAUGUAAAGAUUAGAAAAGAGGAUAUGAAUAGAUUGGUAAUGAAUUUUCUAGUUACAGAGGGUUAUGUAGAAGCUGCAGAAAAGUUCAAAAUGGAAUCUGGGACGGAUCCUGAUAUAGAUCUUGCUACCAUCACCGACCGGAUGGCUGUUAAAAAGGCUGUGCAGGCUGGUAAUGUGGAGGAUGCAAUUGAGAAGGUUAAUGAUUUGAAUCCUGAGAUAUUAGAUACAAAUCCACAACUCUUUUUCCAUCUCCAACAGCAAAGGCUGAUAGAGUUGAUAAGGAAUGGAAAGGUCGAAGAAGCUCUGGAGUUCGCUCAAGAGGAACUGGCUCCAAGGGGAGAAGAAAAUCAAGCCUUCUUAGAAGAACUGGAGAAGACUGUUGCAUUACUGGCUUUUGAAGAUGUUUCUAACUGCCCAGUUGGAGCGCUUCUAGAUGUAUCACAGCGUCUAAAGACCGCAAGUGAGGUAAAUGCGGCAAUUCUCACCAGCCAAAGUCAUGAAAAAGAUCCAAAGCUUCCAAGCCUAUUGAAAAUGUUGAUAUGGGCACAGAACCAGCUUGAUGAAAAAGCAGUAUAUCCUCGCAUAACCAAUCUUUCUACGGCGUCACUUGAAAAUCCUGCUGUCUGAAAGAUGAUCAAAGGCAAGAAGACCUUGUACUCUUUUUCUUUAAACCACUUGUUGCUGGUAGAUUCAGUUUUAUUUUAAUUUUUAUUGUUGCUUAGGCAUAUGUUAGAUUGGCAGCAGGAUGUGCAGUUAUUUACUCUAUGUACACAGGCCGAGUUGGACCCUCCCACAUCAUGGUUACACAAACAUGAAUCCAUUUGUGCUUUUCAUUAGUGUUGUGUGGAAACUGGAAUUUGUGUGACUUUUCAGAACUUGUGAAUUUGGUGGUACAUGUACCUUAUUUAGUUCCA